GAGAGAGACAAGAAAGGAAGGGGAGGGUUUUGUUUUGUAUGAGUGGGAGAGAAGAGAUGGUGAGAGGCCAGGGUUGAAGAGAGGGCAAAGAGAAAGAAUUGACAGAGAAAUGGAUAGAGGCUGAAAGUAUAACAACACAGGGCGAGACCCGGAUGCAGACACAGGAGGCAGACGGUUUGAGUCUCUGAUAUUUAUUAAACAACAAGGGGCAGGUCGAGGACAGGCAAAAGUUCAUAACCAGGUCAGAGUUCCAAACGGUACAGGGAGGCAGGGAGGCUCAAAGUCAGGGCAGGCAAAAGGUCAGAACCAGGAGGACUAGAAAAACACAGACAAGGAAAAAGCAGAAGCACGGAAAACCACGAUGGUUGACUAAACAAGACAAGGUGACCUGACAACAGACAAACAGAACACAGGAAUAAAUACCCUGGGAAUAAUGGGGAAAACGUGUGACACCUGGAGAGAUGGAGACAUCCCUGCCCCUGACCAGAAGGGGACAUCUACAGAGGAGAGUUCUGAAGAAGAGGAGGACGAAGAGGAGGAGGAGGAUUCUGACGGCUCUGCUGAGAAAGAAGAAGAAGUAGAAUCCAAGGAGCCUGAUGUUGAGGGUUCCUGUAAUGAGUCAGAGUCGGCUCCUCAACCUGAUGCAGAGGUUUCCCUUGCUAAAGAUGUGCCCCCCAAGCCAUGCUGUGAAAAAUGCAAGGCUGUCCAGUGGAGUCAAGGCAAUGAACUGGUUACUCCCAGGAGGAUCUCUAAAGGACGCCUACAGGUGCAGCUGGAGGGAGAGGGGACAUAUGAGUGCUCCGUCACCGGCCUGGUGUUUGAGGUGUCGGGGAGAGUCCUGAUCCGCUACUCGGUCCUGUCCUGGUCCAAGUUCGGCAUGUUUCUCAGGGACUCCUGGAGGUUCGCUGGGCCCAUCUUCAAUGUGGACUGUGUCAACAGCCCCUCAUCCAUCCUCACCUCCAUCCAGUUCCCUCACUCCCUCUGCCUCGCUGACCCCGACAGUGAAAUGACCUUCAGUGUCCUGCAUAUGAAGGACAGCUGUCCGGUGAUCGAGCCCUCGGUAGACCACUCUGGCAGCCAUGUAAAGUGGCGUGUGUCGUCCCUGUCCCCAGUGGGGCCCAUUGUCCAGAGCAGCAAGCCUGUAGAGCACCACGGUGUGGUCCUGGUGUAUAAGGAACUGGCUCUGAACAACUCCUACUCCUUUCGCAUCUACCUGGCCACCAACAACUCCUCCGACAUUAAGGACAUAGGGAAGGAGGUGCGUUGCUCCAAGAGGCGUUACCUGAAGGUAGAGAAGCCUCCCACCUGUAAGCUGGAUGAGAGUAGGUACCGCCUCAUGAGUGAACCAGAGGGAGACAUCAGCCCUGCGGACUUGCCGUUCACGCUGGCCGUGACUAAAUUGAAGGGAUAUUUUGAGGUGUUCUUUGAGCAGCCCCCUCCUUUCAAGGUCUCCCUCGUAGAGACAGAGUCUGACCAGACUGUGUGGUCAGCCACCAUCAGAGAAGGUGACUGUGUGGACAGUACAGUUGAAAAGUCAAGGAAACUGACAGAUAACAGGAAGAGAAGCACCAGCACAUCAGAGGAAGAGUUGCCCAAAAAGAGACGUCGAUGUGCAGAUGAGUCGGGUGAUGGUGUGAACACAUCCAUUGUGUCGUCUGCUGUUAACUUCUCUGGGCUAGACGGAGUGCGGACAGUGCAAGUCCCAGACGUGUCGUCCAAGCAGCUGAUGCAGGUGGCUAAGCGGCUGGGGAAGGAGUGGAAGCAGGUGGCUAUCGGUUGCCUGGACCUGUCCUCCAAAGAGCUGGACGAUAUACAGGCCAGUGAGGAGGAUGUCAUCAUGCAGAGGUUUAAGGCGUUGGAGCGCUGGAAGACUGGCAGGCCAAAUGGUCAAGCCACUGUCACUCACCUCUUGAUGAGCCUACAGGAGCUGGAUGACCUGCCCAACGAGGUCCUCAAGACACUGCAAGAUAUGAUAGACAAUAAAGCUGCCGAAUGAGAUAUCUUUUGCCUCCAAAGGUCCCUGCCUUUCCGCAGCCCAGAGAGACAAUGGGAGAGAGACGUUUGAACUCUUGCCUUGAAGACAGAAAUCCCUCUGCUUAUGCUGUAUCGCAGGGGUACUCUUACCCUACGAGGUCCAGAGCCUGCUGGUUUUCUGUUCUACCUGAUAAUUAAUUGCACACACCUGGUGUCCCAGGUUUAAAUCAGUCCCUGAUUUGAAGGGAACAAUGAAAAAAUGCAGUGGAACUGGCUUCGAGGUCCAGAGUCGAGUUUGAGGGCUGUAUGGAGUAGGAUGAAAGUUCCCUCUGGUCCAGGGAUGGGCAACUCCAAUCCUCAGGGGCCGGAGUGGUGUCACAUUUCUUCCCCACCCCUAGCUAACGCAGCUGAUUAAGCUAAUUGCAUUCUAACUAAAGAUCAUAAUUAGUUGAUUAUUGGAGUCAGGUGUGUUGGCUGGGGCUGGGGCAAAGGUGUGACACCAAUCCAGCCCCCGAGGACUGGAGUUGCCCGUCCUUGCUCUAUAGGCUGAUCUAAGGUCAGCUCUGCAUACCUCCUUCAUAAAUUGAGGAUGGUACACUGAUCCUAGAUCAGAAGCAUUAUGUGUCUCCUGCCAUUGCCUAGGCAGGGCAGGGCCGGUACACCAGCCUAGCACUGUCAGCCCCUUCCAGCCCAAGAGAAUUGGGAUUCAAUUGCCUUCAACUGAUAUGUUUGAUUUCUGCAGGCCUGGAUGCUAGAUCUAGUGAACUUUGUGCCCUGCCUAGUAGUGAUGUUUAGUAGUGGGAAACCCUGGCUUUUCACCCCUCAUGUUCUCUCAGGAUUACAACAGGAGUUCAACAAAGGCAUAGAAAGAGAAUUACACCUCAACCUUUAAUCUUGAAUGGUUAUGUUCUUAGACAUUCACAAAUGGUCCAUUAACCUGGAAUAAUGCAGGCGUUAUCAAGCUGUAGCGGUACCCCAAACAGCCAGGAGCUGAUGCUACGACCUGUGCAGUGAAGACCUCUUAUGUCAUAGCUCUGGGAAAUAGGUAGCUAAUGCGUAGCCAGUAACAGACAUGUUGCUGCAGUAUGGAAACUGCUAACACACUUACAGGGCUGUUGUCUCAAACGUUGUAUAUUUUGUGUAUUUUGAUAUUUCUCAAUCAAGGCAUUGCCACUUGCUUAAUCAUGGAAUUGGAAGAACUACUCAAGGAGUGUAGCUGUACUUUUAAUACGGUGUACAUAUUUUCUGUUUUUUUAACUAUACUGUGAUUGUUUUUAUUUUUGUAGUCUGUGUUUGUUCGUUUUUUAUGUGUGUUAUGACCAAAUUGAGCCGUCAAACUGAGAGUGGGGAUAGCUAAGCUUCAUCUCAGAGAAAAGAUUGGUAAUAUUUACUUUUGUUUAGCCUGGAUCGUGUACAUUCUGUAGCCUGGAAAUCACGCUCGUGCAUUUGAACAUGGUGGGAUUGACUGAAUUCCAGAAACCACUAAUGUAGGAGAGUAUUUUUUGUUCAUAAAAAGGGCUACUAACUCAUUUUAAACACCUUUCAAUAGGGAUGUCACUGUUGCCAAUACUGGGACCCAAAUACCCCAGGCAGAUUAACUGUGACAUUAUGAAUGGGAAAACCAUGAGUUAAGUUGUCUAUUGGGUAUUGGAUGCCAUUUGCAAGUGUGUACAUAUUUUUACACAGAGUGAUCGCUCCCAAAAGUCCAUCAUUAAUAUUCCAGUCCUUACAUGUGCACUUCUGUAAUGUUACAGCUCAGGAAUGGGCCUUCAUAGGGCUCUGGGCAUGGUGUCUAAGAUUACAAAUCUUUGACUGAAUAAAAUACAUUUUUGGAAA
Messenger RNA from Salmo salar (Atlantic salmon), 3810 nucleotides. RefSeq lists its product as uncharacterized. Gene Ontology annotation, biological process: mRNA export from nucleus. The record is from RefSeq and is a predicted model, not a curated record. Gene Ontology annotation, cellular component: THO complex part of transcription export complex. Lineage: Eukaryota; Metazoa; Chordata; Actinopteri; Salmoniformes; Salmonidae.